Molecule: messenger RNA, 1112 nt
Organism: Nothoprocta perdicaria
Lineage: Eukaryota; Metazoa; Chordata; Aves; Tinamiformes; Tinamidae
Gene: SH2D5
Product: SH2 domain containing 5
Exons: 9
Coding region: 165-1112 (315 amino acids)
Cellular component (GO): postsynaptic density
Source: RefSeq, a predicted model, not a curated record
ACGUGGGCUCCUUCGCCGCCGACGAGCUGGACGUGCAGCGGGACGCGGCGCUGCUCGACGAGCGCCUGCGGACGCUGCAGGACUGUCCCCGGAGGAGGAGCGUGGUCCUCAAGUUCAGCCUGCAGGGCCUCAAGGUCUACGGCGCUGACGGCGAGACGCUGCUGAUGGCGCACGCCCUGCGCCGCAUCCUCUACAGCACGUGGCGCCCGGCGGAGGGCCAGUUCGCCUUCGUGGCGCGCAACCCGCGCAGCCCGGCCACCAAGCUCUUCUGCCACCUCUUCGUGGGCCGCGAGGUGCAGACCCUCCACCUGCUGCUGUGCCGCUGCUUCCAGCUGGGCUACCUGCGCGCGCACCCCGGGGCGCAGGCCGCGGGCGAGGAGCCGCGGGCGGCCGCGGGGGCCGCGGUGCUGCGGGCGCCGCUGCACCCCGACGAAGCGUCGCCCACCGUCAAGGCGCUCGUCUCCUUCCGACGCCUGCUCGCCCCCUCCAGCCUGGGCCCUGUGCGCGUGGGUGAGCGGCGCCCGGAGGCCGAGGCCAGGGAGGCCGCCCGGCCGGGCAACCCCUACUGCUCGCCGGUGCUGGUGCGCAAGAAGGCCAUUCGCAGCAAGGUGCUGCGCUCGGGCGCCUACCGCGACUGCGCCGCCGAGGGCCCCGCGCCCCGCGACGCCGCGCCGGGUGGCGGCGAGAGCAAAGGGGCGCGCGGCGGCCCGGCCCUCCUGCCCGAGAGCGACGGGGACCUCGCCGAGAGCGUGUGGGCCUUCGCCGGCAUCUCCAGGGACGGCGGCAUCGCCCUGCUGCGGAGGGACGUGCCCGGCGCCUUCCUGCUGCGCGCCGAGCCCGGCCUGCCCAACCGCUGGUGCCUCUGGGUGCGGGUGCCCUGCGGCGUCAUCCCCUACUCCGUGUUCAAGAGCCACCAGGGCCGCUACCGCGUGGAGCACUCCAACGCCGAGUUCUGCAGCGUGCCGGCGCUGCUGGCGCACUACUGCAGCGCGCCCGGGGGCUGCUUCUGCCGCCUGGCCCCCGGGCGCCGCAACCCCGGCUACGAGGAGGGCGACGCGGCCGGCGCCGAGGCGCCGCGGGCGCCCGCGGGCGGCCAGCACGAGCGCGGCUAG